Messenger RNA from Aptenodytes forsteri (emperor penguin), 730 nucleotides. RefSeq names its product mitochondrial ribosomal protein S14 (gene MRPS14). The record is from RefSeq and is a predicted model, not a curated record. The transcript has 3 exons. Gene Ontology annotation, biological process: translation. NCBI's taxonomy places the organism in Eukaryota, Metazoa, Chordata, Aves, Sphenisciformes, Spheniscidae. Gene Ontology annotation, cellular component: ribosome; mitochondrial small ribosomal subunit. Bases 33 to 419 code for a protein of 128 amino acids. Gene Ontology annotation, molecular function: structural constituent of ribosome.
CAUGCGCGGACCCGCUGCAGCGCACCGAGAAGAUGGCGGUCUCUGUGCUGGGCUGGGCGCUGCGGGCCGCUCGGCAGGUUGUCUCCUCACCAUGCACAAGGCAAGUGCGGAGCUACUACGUGGACUGGAGGAUGCUGCGGGACGUCAAGAGAAGGAAACUGGCGUAUGAGUACGCAGACGAGAGGCUGCGGAUCAACGCCAUCCGGAAGAACACCAUCCUUCCCAAGGAGCUGCAGGAAGUGGCUGAUAAAGAGAUUGCUGACUUGCCCCGGGACAGCUGCCCUGUGAGGAUCCGAAAUAGGUGUGUCCUGACAUCCCGCCCUCGGGGGGUGAAGCGGCGUUGGAGGCUCAGCAGAAUUGUUUUCCGCCAUUUUGCUGACCAUGCUCAGAUGUCUGGGAUACAGAGGGCUAUGUGGUAGAUCACUGCAUGGAUAUACAUUCAGGCAGAAAACACAAAACAGGCUCAGUUUGUGUGUUCGAGUAAUUGAAACAAGACUGUCCUAGAAGUCCAGCAUCAACAUCAAACUAAUAAGGGAGGGAUGAGAAGCCAUGCUGAUUCAUUAAACUCUCUUACUGGAUUGUGAUUGGUAUCGGCUAACUGACAAGAAGCAGCAUAACUGCACUAAGCUGGUCUGUAUGAGAGGCAGUUUUAUUUUGGGGGUGGGGGGAAGUCACCAAUUGUUGCAGAACUAAGCUGAAGUUUGUCAGAAAUAAAGACAUACAGCACAAG